Messenger RNA from Jatropha curcas, 1341 nucleotides. Its product is annotated as gibberellin 3-beta-dioxygenase 1. The record is from RefSeq and is a predicted model, not a curated record. NCBI's taxonomy places the organism in Eukaryota, Viridiplantae, Streptophyta, Magnoliopsida, Malpighiales, Euphorbiaceae.
UCUUGCAUCAUCUCAAUCUCCUCUAUAUGCCAUCCUAUGUUUUCUCCAUUGAAGAAGGUACACUACUAGUACUAUUACUGCAACAAAUUUCAUCCACCAUUGCCGAACCUUCCUAAUUCCCUCUCUCUUUCUCUACACGUCUCUCUGAUUUUUAUUUUCUUUCAACUAUGCCUUCAAGAUUGACAGACGCCUUCAGAGCCCACCCUGUCCAUGUCCAUCACAAGCUUCCGGACUUUACCUCUCUUCAAGAACUACCUGACUCGUACAAGUGGACUCAACUCGAUGAGGAAACUCACUCUUACUCCGGUGACUCAUUCAUGAAGGAAUCCAUUCCGGUGAUCGAUCUGUUAGACUCCAAUGCCCUUAAAAAUAUAGGUUAUGCGUGCAAAACGUGGGGUGUGUUUCAAGUGAUUAACCAUGGCGUCUCAACUUGUCUACUUGACAACAUAGAAAAAGUCAGUAGAGAUCUUUUCUCUUUACCUAUGCAACAAAAACUCAAGGCUGCUAGAUCACCCGACGGCGUUUCUGGUUAUGGAAUUGCAAGAAUUUCUUCUUUCUUUUCAAAGCUUAUGUGGUCUGAAGGUUUCACCAUUGUUGGAUCUCCACUAGACCAUUUUCGCCAACUUUGGCCUCAAGAUUAUACUAAAUUCUGUGGAACAAUUGAAGUAUAUCAGGUAGAAAUGCAAAAACUUGCUGCCAAAUUGAUGUGGUUAGUGUUGGGCUCAUUAGAUAUAACCAAAGAAGACAUCACAUGGGCUGGCCCAAAAGCUGAUUUCAGAGAGGCUUCUGCUGCUUUACAACUCAAUUACUACCCGGCUUGUCCGGAUCCCGAUCAGGCUAUGGGUCUUGCUGCCCAUACAGACUCCACUCUACUCACCAUUCUCUACCAAAAUAAUACCAGUGGGUUGCAAGUACUGAGAGAAGGAACUGGGUGGGUCACCGUGCCGCCUAUUUCUGGCGGGCUUGUUGUCAAUGUAGGAGAUCUUCUUCACAUACUAUCAAACGGAUUGUACCCGAGUGUGCUCCACCGGGCGGUGGUUAACAGGACCAAACAUCGGUUAUCCAUGGCUUAUCUUUAUGGGCCCCCAUCAAGUAUCCAAAUAUCACCGUUGUCAAAACUAGUAGGCCCAAGUCAACCACCUUUGUACCGGCCAAUCACUUGGAAUGAGUACCUUGGCACUAAAGCUAAGCAUUUCAACAAAGCACUAUCAUGGGUUAGGGUAUGCGCUCCUCUAAAUGGAAUAGUGGAUGUAAAUGACCAUAAAAAUAGUGUAAAAAGUAGGCUAAUUAGCUAGCUAAAGCCUAGAGAGAAGGAAAAUCUCUCCUUUUUUUUUUUUUUUU